Cololabis saira (Pacific saury) is the source of this 5521-nucleotide messenger RNA. It is a transcript of the gene npc1l1, whose product is annotated as NPC1-like 1. The record is from RefSeq and is a predicted model, not a curated record. Gene Ontology annotation, molecular function: lipid carrier activity. Gene Ontology annotation, cellular component: membrane. NCBI's taxonomy places the organism in Eukaryota, Metazoa, Chordata, Actinopteri, Beloniformes, Belonidae. The transcript has 21 exons. Bases 167 to 4228 code for a protein of 1353 amino acids.
CAGACAAGCGACAGGAGAAAGAGGACAACCUUACAUCUGAGGGUUCCUCUCACCAUUUUUUUGCCUAAUGUCUCUCCAAAUAUACCAGUGAUUAAUAAUAGAGACUUGGUUGCACUCUAGGUGAAGAUCUUGCGUCUCUACUCUUUCUGAAACACUCGUAGGAAUCAUGGUCCAUGUUACAGCUCUGCUCACUCUUCUGGCUUGUGUGAUAUUUUCAGAAGCCCAAGAUGAACCUGGCUUCUGUAGAUUCUAUGAAGAGUGCGGCCGUAACCCGUCUCUGGGAGACACUCUCAUUCCUCCUAUGGUCCCCUGCCUCGACUACAGUCCUGCCCGUGCCCUCAGAGGAAACCACUACUUAAGACUAAAAAAGGUGUGUCCCAUUUUGGACCGUGGAGAGAACAACACGUAUGCCUGCUGCUCCCUCAAACAGCUCUCGUCUUUGGAAACGAGCCUGACCCUGUCGAAGGCCGUGCUCGUCCGCUGCCCUUCCUGUGCCGAAAACUUUGCCCACCUGCACUGCAUCAACACCUGCAGCCCCAACCAGGCACAGAUAGUGAACGUCACAAAGACCAUGAACAUCACCUUCCUGGGCAAGCCCAGGGAUGCCGUGGUGGGCUACCAGUCCUUUAUCACCAAUGCCUUCGCAGACGCAUCCUUCCGGUCUUGUAAAAACGUGAGGAUCCCGGCCACGGGAGGCUUCGCCAUCUCCACCAUGUGUGGUCGGUAUGGUGCCAAGCUGUGCACCCCCCAGCGCUGGUACGACUUCCAGGGGGACUCCAGUAACGGCCUUGCACCCCUGGACAUUGACUUUCUGCUGAUUAAAGACAGUGACAUGGCCAGUGUGCCAGAAGGUAUAACUCCGUACGAUGGACAUGUUCUGAAGUGUAACGAGACCACCCAAUCGGGCGGCGAGAGCUGCUCCUGCCAGGACUGCCAAGAGUCAUGUCCAAGUAUGCCCCCUCCCCCUACGCCCCCUCCGCCCUUCACAAUACUGGGCACAGACGGAUACCUGGUGAUUUCUAUUAUCUUACUCUGUGUCCUGAUUACUGCCUUCGUGCUCUACCUCACCGUGCCAUGCUGUUUGAAGUCUGGAAACAGAGAGGAUGAAGAGAAAAAGAAGAAGAUGCAUGAAAGCAAGGACCAGAACAGUAAUGAGGUCCCACCCCGUCUCAUUCAUCCAUCAGAGGUGACAUGGGCUGACAGAACCAGCUUGGUUGCUCAAACUUUCCUGAGUUUACAGUUUCAACGCUGGGGAACCCUCAUGGCGUCCUUUCCCCUCACGGUGCUGGGUUUGUCCGCCGUCGUCGUGGCUGUUUUCUCCGCUGGUCUCAAGGACAUUGAGCUCACCACAGAUCCAAUUGAGCUGUGGUCCGCUCCCAGCAGUCAGGCCCGUCAGGAGAAAGACUUCCACGACAAACACUUCACCCCCUUCUUCAGGACCAACCAGCUCAUCUUGACAGCACCAGGCAGAGAGGGCCACAUUUACGACUCUUUGCUCUUUGGACCACAGAACUUCAGUGGGAUUUUGUCCAAAGAGCUCAUCAUUGAGCUGCUGGAGCUGCAGAAAAAAAUACAGAACAUAGAGUUCUGGUCAGAUGAUCUGAACCGCACAGCAACGCUGAAGGAUGUGUGUUACGCUCCCCUGAACCCGUCCAACCCUUCCUUGACUGACUGUGCAGUGAACAGCUUGGUGCAGUACUUCCAGAAUAGUCUGGACAACAUUAAUGCUAAAGUGAAUAUGACUGAGCUGGGAGUGACCAAAGAGGUGGACUGGAGAGACCACGUUUUCUACUGCCUAAAUUCUCCACUGUCCUUCAAAGACAUCACUGAUUUAGGGAUGAGCUGCAUGGCUGAUUAUGGGGCUCCAGUCUUCUCCUUCCUCGCUGUUGGAGGUUAUAAUAAUGAGGAGUACACCAAUUCUGAGGCCUUAAUCAUGACCUUUUCCCUGAACAACUUUGCUCGCGACAACCCCAAGUUCAAAGUGGCUUUGCAGUGGGAGACAGAGUUUCUUAAAAUUGUCCAGGAUUACCAAAAAAAUCCACAGGCUAACUUCACCUUUGCAUACAUGGCAGAGAGGUCUCUAGAGGAUGAGAUUAAUCGAACAACGGCAGAAGAUAUUCCCAUCUUCAUGAUCAGCUAUGCCGUGAUCUUUGUUUACAUUGCUGUGGCUCUCGGAGAGUACAAUUCAUGUAAACGCAUACUGGUGGACUCCAGGUUUUUGGUGGGUCUGGGUGGAAUCCUGGUGGUCGGUUGUUCUGUCCUGGCCUCCAUGGGGUUCUACUCAUGGAUCGGUGUCCCGUCCUCCCUGGUCAUCCUACAGGUUGUGCCGUUCUUGGUGCUCGCUGUAGGAGCUGACAACAUCUUCAUCUUUGUUCUGGAAUACCAGAGGGAUGAAAGGAAGCCUGAAGAGACACGAGAGGAGCAAAUUGGCCGUGUCCUUGGGCAGGUGGCUCCGAGCAUGCUCCUGUGCAGUCUUUCUGAGUCUGUUUGCUUCUUUCUCGGGGCCCUGACCACCAUGCCAGCGGUGAAAUCUUUUGCACUGUACGCUGCUUUGGCCGUGGUCAUGGACUUUGUCCUCCAGAUGACGGCCUUUGUGGCGCUGCUGUCCCUGGAUGCUCGGCGCCAAGACAGCAACCGCUGCGAACUGCUCUGUUGUGUAACUGUGUCAAAAGACCGUUCCAAGAAGCCAAACGAGGGCUUUCUUCUGCCUUUCAUGAGGAAAUACUAUGCCCCUUUCCUGCUGCACAACUGGACAAGGAUCAUAGUGAUGUUGGUUUUCAUCGUGAUGUUCUGUGCUUCCUUGUUCCUCAUGCUGAACGUGAGAGUUGGUCUGGAUCAGGAGCUAGCUAUGCCAACGGACUCUUACAUGCUGGACUAUUUCAAAUACCUUUACAAAUACUUUGAAGUUGGUGUCCCCAUUUACUUCGUAACAAAGAGGGGCUUCAACUUCAACUCUGUUGAGGGCAUGAAUGCAGUCUGCUCCAGCGUGGGCUGUGAUCAGUUCUCCAUGACCCAGAAGAUCCAGUAUGCUACCAACUACCCUGAGCUAUCCUACUUGGCUAUUCCUGCUAACUCAUGGGUGGAUGAUUUCAUCGACUGGUUGAACCCCGGAUCCAAAUGUUGUCGCCUCUACACCCUUGGUCCAAAUGCUGGAAAGUUUUGUCCUGCAAACAUAUCUUCUCUACUCUGCGGACGCAGGUGUAUCAAUUCUUCUCCAAAUGGUGUCAUAAGGCCCACUAAAGCACAGUUUGAACGCUUCCUCCCUGACUUCCUGGGUAACAGACCUGAUCUGCAGUGCUCCAAAGGUGGUUUAGGAGCUUAUGACACAGCAGUGGUGGUAGGUGAUGGGGGAGAAAUACUAGCCUCUCGGUUCAUGGCUUACCACAUGUCUCUGACCAACUCGGAGGAGUUCACUGCUGCCCUGAUAAAGUCCAGAGACCUGGCCCAAAAAAUCACCAUGGAAAUGAAGAAAAUUCCAGGAACUUCACCAGACUUUGAAGUGUUUCCUUACACAGUAACGAAUGUAUUUUAUGAGCAAUACCUGACCAUAGUGUCCGAGGGACUUUUCAACAUCUCCCUGUGUCUACUGCCGACUUUUGUGGUGUGCUGCCUGCUGCUGGGUCUGGAUCUGCGCUCCGGCCUGCUCAACUUGCUCACCAUAAUCCUGAUCGUCGUGGACACCGUUGGAGUCAUGACAUUAUGGAACAUUGAUUACAACGCAGUGUCCCUCAUCAAUCUGGUCACGGCGGUGGGCAUCUCCGUGGAGUUUGUGUCCCAUAUGACCAGAUCGUUUGCCCUCAGCACAAAGCCCACACAUUUGGAAAGAGCAAAGGAGGCCACGGCCAACAUGGGCAGUGCAGUGUUUGCUGGUGUUGCAAUGACCAACCUGCCAGGCAUCCUCGUGCUGGCGUUUGCCAAAGCACAGUUAAUCCAGAUUUUCUUCUUUCGGUUAAAUCUUGUCAUUACGCUGUUGGGAAUGGCUCAUGGCCUUAUAUUCCUCCCUGUGUUGCUCAGUUACUUUGGUCCGAGUGUGAAUAAAGCAGUCCUGCUGCAACAACAGCUGGCCAAGCAGGACCUGGAGAUGAGAAACAAAGCCUGCAGAGAGAUGUAUGAAAACAUUAGCUAUGAAGACAACGAAACACAAAAGAACUCAGGCUCAAACAAUGAAAAUGCUCCCCACGAGGAGAUCAAAUGUUCAGAAGAUGGGGAAAGAAAUGAAAGAUUCUGAGAACCAACCACAAAAGCUGCUAUCAAGCUCUGAUGAGUAAAUACCUGUGUACCAUAUGGAGCACAGAUGGACAAAAGGGCACAAAGCAAACAUACAGUCAUGUAUUGGCUUUGUAUGGAAAUCAUUGACGUAACCAACGUACCUCAAUCAGAAAAGGACUUCUGGGACAGAUGAGCUCAUGCGAUACCUUUGGGGGGAAGACUACUGUAAUGGCGUUCAACAGAAAGUUGAGCUGCGAAUGUCAUUUUGUAUAUUUUAUCUCUCUUUUUUGUACUAAAUGUAAUUAUUUUGUAUAUGUCAGGAAGGUUUUGCAGCAGAACCACACACUCCAGCAUUUUAAAGUAUUGUUUGAUUGCACCGUGAUGCUAUUACUGUAAAAUAUGCAAUUGCUAAGAGAAAGUAAGUUAAAUAAGUUUAAGAGAACAGUUGUCAUGACUGAAAAUAUUUGCCAUGAGAGGUAAUUAAAAGUUACAAAUAUGAUGCAUAAAGGCUUAUUAGGUUAUGAAAUAUGUUUAUUGUUUUCAAACACACCAAAUGUGUGUGCGGGUUUUAUGUCAGUCAAAAUCUAUAAGUGCCUUUCCAUUAUUCUAAGAUUGACUUUUUCAAGCCUUUGUUAUGGUGGUAAAAGCACGUUUCCAGCCACAGUUUAUUCCUUGAUUACAAAGGUACUUAAGGCUCGGCUGAUUCAUAGCAGAAAUUUAGUAUUUUUUCAGUGUGAUAAGAUAAAAAUAAACAAAUAAAGGGUGUAUUCUGCAAAACGUUAAGAGGUGAGAAUAAAUGGAUGUGCUUUGAGGCAUGCAUACCGCAUGAACAUCCUUUGUGUGCUGCUCAUAUCUGCCAUUUUAAACUGGGUUUCUUUUUUUCCUCUAAUACAAACAGUCUUAUGCAGAUACAUCAUGUCUCCCCGGGGUUCUUCAAAAACAACCAGUAAUAUUGCAACUGGUCUUCUGCCUGCUAAGUUUGGAGCACCUCAGGACCUGUUUCCGAGCCCUGCUUUAAUCCAUAUUGCAAGUGAUGCUAGCAUUAUGUUUUUAAGAGAUUAGUGCAAUUACUGUGUUUAGCUCGUACUCUCUUAUGGCAAAACAUUUUGGAAUCAUUAUUCUUGGAAGACGUUCAUUCAGCAUUUAUUAUUUUCUUAUUUUAACACUUCGGCCUAAUAAUAUAUAUACCUCAACAAAAUAAAUGAAAUUGAUACAAUUACUCGCAAUUUAUUCUUAGGCAUGUAAGAUGGAAACUUGAAUCAUUUAUUAUUGUAAAAAAAGUAUUACAGGUCACGAAUCGCAAAAAACAGUU